AUGAAUGAAUUAGAAAACUGUACUUACAAUUUGGAAAAUGUACUCCUCAGUUUCUACAAAAUCGCAAACGUACAAAAAAUUAACUACAAUCAAUACAAUUCAAAAAAAAAUGACGAACAAUGGGCUAUACAUACUGAAUUACUAUUAAGAAAAAAAAAUCCAUCCUCUUUAGUCGCUUCCCUCUCAAAGGAAUUAUGGUGUUUUAGUUUGAACGAUGACCAAAUCCCAGAUAUACCAAAAAAUAAUAACUCAAAUGAAAUUAUACAUCCAGAUAAAUCAGGAAACUUCAAUUCAAAUUAUUCAAAACCAAACUUACCCCCUCACUACGCAAUCUUCCUAAAGGCUCUAAGAAGAAUGAUCUAUAUCAACCUAACAAAAUCUUCAAUCAAUAAAUUGUACCCAUUCGGUAACGGUUCAAUCUUUAUGGAUUCAAAAAAUUCAACUUGCAUCUUCCAAGUAGAACCACAUCUAUUCGAAAAUGGCGACUUGACCAUUUCAUUAUCGUUGAAAAAUUUAAACAUCGUUCAAUUGAACUUAAACAACUUAGAUGAUUCCUUUUUGAAAAAUAAUGCAAUCUAUCUACUACCCUUAGGUACAAGAGCUUAUUUACCUUCUUCAAAUAUUUCUGCAUGUAUAGCACAACCUCCGGAAAAUUCAGAUGCUUUGCUAAACACUUUACUCAUUUCUCAUGGUAUUGAUUUAAUCUCAAAAAAAAAUUUACAAUGGGUGAAAUUAAUCCCACAUCUAGGUCACUUUAAUGGCCAUAUCCCUCGUAUUUCCUCCUACAUAGACACACCAAAGGAUUCAAGAUCCGUAAUAUGGCCAAUCGACUUAAUCUUUGUACAGCCCGCAUUACAAGUAGACAAGAAAAAACCAUCUUCACCAAAACGAGAUAUAGACGAUUUAAACUUUAAUUUAGAUGACGCUUUGGAUAUCGUAGAUAACUUCAUACAAUUAAGACAAUCUUCUGCAUACAGAACUCCAGGAAGUUCAGGCAUCCUGACGGGAACAAACCCAUUGAGUUCAGGAGGCGCCUAUACAGACCAAUUCCAGAAUUUUCAAAGAAAUAUGGCCAUCUCUUCAAAUGGUAGCACACAAAGUUAUAAACAAAAGAUAACACCUUCAGAUUCAAAUAUAAACUAUACAAUGGAAAAGAGAAACGCAAAUUCAGUAGAACAGUUCGGAAUGAGUGAACUCAUAACUUCGGAUUUAGAUCAUUUGAACGAUAAAAGAAACUAUAACCCUGAUCUAUUGGGUAGCCCAUUGAAAAGCGAAUCAAAUAGAAGAAUCUUAAACUUUGACAACCAAAUAAGAUCAACCGAAAGAACCCCUAACUUAUCAAAAGAAUCUUCUCAGUUGGAAAAUGAAUCUAACAAUUCGGCAGCUGAUAAAGAAUUAUUUGGAGAGGAAGAAGAAGAACAAGAGGUAGUAGCAGGUGCAGAGGAGGAGGAGGACGGAGAAGAAGUAGAGGAAGAAGAAGAAGAAGAAGAAGAAGAUUUGUUCGGCGAAAGUAAUAACUCUUCAGAAGAAAAAUCAAGAAACAAAAGAGAAUCAUCAGAUGAAAUCACAGAAGAUAUGUUUGGACUGUCAGAUGAUGAAGAUGCAACGAAAAGCAAUACAAAUUUAUCAGAUCAAAAUUUUUUCAGACAUUCUGAGAACGAGAAUAUUAUAAAUGUUGCAAAACCUAACAAUAAAAGAAAAUAUCUCGAUAUUCCAUUAGAUGAGAUCACUUUAUCCAAUACUCCCCUUUAUACAGAUCCAGGUGCACCAUUGCCUGUCGAAACUCCAAGAGAUAGACGUAAAAGUGUAUUUGCUCCUUUAAAUUUCAAUCCAAUCAUUGAACAUACUGUGGAUAACAAGUAUAAAAAUGGUGGUAAAUUCUCUUUUAGUCCGUCUCACAAUGAAGAAGCUUUAAAUUUCGAUAUUUCAAAGAAUGGAUUAUCUACUUCAGAAGAUGAUGACAGUGACUUCAGCGACGACCUUGAAGGCCUAGAGGUUAAACCAAUAGAAAGGGGAACAGACAACAAUGGAACAGAUUCACAAUUCUUGGAACAAAAUUCUUUACAAGUUUUAUCAGAGCCUUUGCCUCCUAGUCUCUUACGUGGUGAAUUACUUUCAGGAAAUGAUAACAAUAAUAUUGAUGUAAUGAAAGAGAACUUGAACUCUAUAUGGAAGAUAAACCAAAAUGGUAUGAAUACAAAUGAUUCACCAAUUCGUGCAAUAGAGGCCUCCUAUGGUCCAAUGGAUGUCGAUUCGAAGUCAUCAUCAGAUAUAUUUCCUAAAAUGCCAAUUACAAGGGACCAACCGUUAUCCGCAAAUAGAAGUCCCGAUUUGGCUCAUGUUGAUAUUAUUGAGACAAAUUUUGAACCAAAGGGAACUGAACUACAACCAGCAAACUUCGAGUUUUCUUCAAAUCCUUUAUCAAGUCUUCCCUUUUUAUUACGUCAUAUGCCUUUAUCCACUAUUCCAGAGGUAUUUUUAUCUUCCACUCCAUCUCUUACAAUUUCAGAUGAUAAUCAACGUGUCCUGAAUCUGCUAUCCGAACAGCUAGUUUAUGAUUUUGAUACCCUACAAGGAUUAAAUAUUCCUUCAAGAAGCUACAAAGGGAUCACAUCGUGCACAAAUGGAUUAAUUACUAAUGUAAUAAGUAAUUUGUUUCCAAAUUUUGAUAGAAUCAAUGGCAGUGAUAUAAUCUCCCAAUUUUACCCAAUGAGAGAACCAUACGUAUACGUUAAGAAGCAUCAUGAUAUCAUAAAGAUAAGAGCAGAUUCACAACCUUUCAGCAAAUAUUUAAAUCUAAAACCUUCUAAGGGCAUCAAAAAUUUCAGGUUUUUGUUAAUAACUACUUCAAGUAAAGAAAAUUGUUCUACAUUUGUAUCCACCUUAUGUCAAACAUAUAUCGGAUAUGAAUUUGGAUUUUGUGAAUUAUUAAAACUUAAUAAUGAAGAUACUCAAGGUAUGAUCUAUUUACAAGAUUAUGAAGAUAACAAGCUAUUACUUUUGGCUGCCCAGAUUGUGUCAUAUUGUUCAACAAAUAAAAGCUCCGGUAAGGAAGUACCGUUAUUGUUGGUUUUACCACUGAAAACUAAUAGAUUAUCUGAUUUAGUUGAGAUGACUUCAAAGUUCGAGAUUAUAAAUAAUGAGGUAAAAUCUAAAAUUCCAAAUGCUCAAAUUUUCUUCAAAGCUAUUCUAAUGGAUUUCAUCAACAAUCCGCUAGUAUCAAUCGACGAAUAUUUUAAUCAAUGUGUUAGUAUCUAUAACAUUUUACCCCAGAAAUCAAUAAAAUUUGCAUCGAUAGCGCCUAAACACCCAGAGAAGAUAAAAUUCCGUACUCUUCAAUCCAGUGGAGGUCCAUCAGUUAUCCAUUAUGAUUCAUAUAUCCAUUUAGCAUAUUCUAGAAGUCUUGAUAAACAGUGGGUAUUCGCCGCCUUCUCAGAUAGUAACGGUAAUGAUAAUUUAACAAGAGCUUGGUAUGUUGGAUCAUCUAAAAAUAAGUUUGAUGAAACAUGUAAUGAAAUAUGGUAUAUUGCAUUAAAAUUGGCAUCUAAGAAAUAUGGUAAAAUUUGUUUGAUAUUAACAAGAUUAAACAGCGUAUUACCUGAUGAUGAAUUGAUGAACUGGAGAAGGCUAUCGGGAAGAAAUGUCCAUUUGGCAGUUGUGUGUGUUGAUGAUACUGAAAAGAUAUCGUUUUAUGAUCAAGAUGAGAAUUACCCAUCAUUCAAGAAAUUUUUCAAAAAUGAAAACUAUACAAAUGCAUUACAAAAAGAGGACCUAGAAGAAUAUGAAAUUAGAGAUAUUGAUUAUGAAGUACAUGGAAUUAUCUUCAAAAGUCCUUUCCCAUUAUCUAAUUCUCAACAUAGAUGUGCAAUUAAAAGCGGUGCAUUAAUGAAAUUCCAUGAAGCUGCAGGCGAAGCUCUUUGGGACAAAUUUGAAGUCAAUCUAUUAAAUUGCCCGCAUUCCGACAGUACCCAAUUAUUAAAGACAAUUUUAGAAGAAUACAGAAAUUUAGCUGCAUUAAGCACAUGGUUUGGUGUCUCAAAUGGAGAUUCAGCCCAAAUCCCAUGGCAUGUAUUAGCAGUUAAAAAAAUGAUGAAAUGUUUAGUACAUCUACAAGUAUCAAACAAAUAA
This is a messenger RNA of Vanderwaltozyma polyspora DSM 70294, 4128 nucleotides long. RefSeq names its product Ssn2p (gene SSN2). Gene Ontology annotation, biological process: regulation of transcription by RNA polymerase II. Gene Ontology annotation, cellular component: mediator complex. NCBI's taxonomy places the organism in Eukaryota, Fungi, Ascomycota, Saccharomycetes, Saccharomycetales, Saccharomycetaceae. The transcript has a single exon. The coding region runs from base 1 to 4128 and encodes 1375 amino acids. Gene Ontology annotation, molecular function: transcription coregulator activity. The record is from RefSeq and is a predicted model, not a curated record.